GUCUCUAUGUCGGCAGUACUUUCUUUCCCCCGUUGUCUCGUUGCCCCGGAGUCCCGGAAGUAAGUGCGAAGCGGAAUGGCGGAAAGUCCAGCGGCUGAAGCGAUUAUUCUCCCAGGGGCUGCGGCAGGCGGCGGGGUCGUUCCUCAUCUGAGCGGCCUCCAGACACCCGGGACGUCUCUUCUAACCACCUCCUCCGUGUGGGACCCCUCGGCCAGCGCUGACUGGGAUAAUGAGAGGGCUUCCACUCAGUGUGUGCUGCGGAUAAAGAGGGAUAUCAUGUCCAUUUAUAAAGAGCCGCCCCCUGGGAUGUUUGUGGUGCCUGAUCCUCACGACAUGACAAAGAUCCAUGCGCUCAUCACUGGCCCGUUUGACACCCCUUAUGAAGGUGGUUUCUUCUUGUUCCUGUUCCGCUGUCCCCCAGACUACCCAAUACACCCACCCCGGGUUAAGCUGAUGACAACGGGGAAUAAUACCGUGAGGUUUAACCCCAAUUUCUACCGCAAUGGCAAGGUCUGCCUGAGUAUUCUAGGAACUUGGACAGGACCUGCAUGGAGUCCAGCUCAGAGUCUGUCGUCAGUGCUCAUUUCUAUCCAGUCUCUCAUGACGGAGAAUCCCUAUCACAAUGAGCCGGGCUUUGAGCAGGAGAGGCACUCGGGGGACAGCAAGAACUACAAUGAGUGCAUUCGGCAUGAGACCAUUCGGGUAGCGGUUUGUGAGAUGCUGGAGGGCAAGUGCCAGUGUCCUGAUGCAUUAAGGAGUGUAAUGGAAAAAUCAUUUAUGGAAUAUUAUGACUUUUAUGAAGCAGUUUGCAAAGAUAGAUUUCACCUACAAGGGCAAAACAUGCAGGAUCCAUUUGGAGAGAAGCGAGGUCACUUUGAUUAUCAGUCUUUGCUGAGCCGCCUGCAGACCAUUCACCAGAGAGUGAGGGAGAAGCACCGGAGAGAGACUGUGGAUAUAGACUCUGACUCCAGCUCCUCAGAGACAGAAACAGACACACAGGGAAGCUCAAACCCUUAAAUCUACGGGGACGUCACUGUGUAGCACUUGCUGUGUCCUCACUUCAGACUGUUAUUUUAGCGAGUAUCAUGACAAGAUAGGACCUUGUUGUUACACGGAGCCUCAUUGCCUUGGAUGCUGUACGGACGCAGCGAAGAGCGAACACUCUAAUUGUUACGGAGACAAUGGCGGGGGGAUAAAGCUUUUGUGGAACGGAUUCCGAAUCAUGGCAUUUGGAUUGCUCACCAGAGCUGCAGCACUUUGUUAUAAUAUGAGAUUCUUCUCUCCUCUCUGCAGAAUACUCAUGUGUUGCUCCCCACAAGCCAAAGAGUUUGACGGUGGGAGAGCAGGAUCCAGCCACGUGAUCUCAAGCGCGCGACAAAUGCCUUUUUUUUUUUUUUUUGUCAGAUUUGCCAGAAUCCACUACUUUUUAAUUUGCUUUUUCACCCCCACGAAAAGAAAUGCACUUUGUCUUGUGCCCUCUGGGCUUUGUCUAUAUAGAUGUUGUACGUAGAUGUUUGCUAUGGGAAUCAGCCAAGGCUUCUAAAGUCAUAAAGGGGUUGUUCACCUUUAAAGUAACUGUUAGUAUGAUGUAGAUAGCGAUAUUCUGAGACUAUUUGCAAUUGGUUUUCAUUUUUUAUUAUUUGUGGUUUUCGACUUUAGCUUUUUAUUCAGCAGCUUUUUAGUUUGCCGUUUCAGAAAUCUGGUUGCUAGGGUUCAAAUUCCCCUAGCAACCAUACACUGAUUUGAAUAAGAGACUGGAAUAUGAAUAGGAGAGGCCAGAAUAGAAAGAUGAAAGAUUUCAGCAGGCAUCUGGUUGUUAGGGUUCAAAUUCCCCUAGCAACUAUGCACUGAUUUGAAUAAGAGACUGGAAUAUGAAUAGGAGAGGCCUGAAUAGAAAGAUGAAAGAUAUCUGGUUGCUAAGGACCAAAUUCCCCUAGCAACCAUGCACUGAUUUGAAUAAGAGACUGGAAUAUGAAUAGGAGAGGCCUGAAUAGAAAGAUGAGGAAUAAAAAGAAGCAAUAACAUUAAAUCUGUAGUCUUAUAGAGCAUUUGAUUUGAAGGCUGGAAAGAAUCAGAAGAAAAUAACUCAAAAAGUAUAACACAUAAAUAAUUAGAAUCCACUAUUUUGAAUUCGGCCGAUCCCCCGAAUCCUUCACGAUUCGGCCGGAUACCGAACUAAAUCCGAUUCCUAAUUUGCAUAUGCAAAUUAGGGGUGGGAAGGGGAAACAUUGCCAAAAACGUGACAAAAACUUGCGCAAUUUCCUUCCCCGCCCAUAAUUUACAUAUGCAAAUUAGGAUCCGGUUCAGCUGGGCAGAAGGAUUUGGCUGAAUCCAAACCCUGCUGAAAAAGGCCGAAUCCUGGAUUUGGUGCAUCCCUAUAAAUAAUGAAGCCCAAUUGUAAAGUAGCUACGAAUUGGACAUUCUAUAAUAUACUAAAAGUUACCUCAAAGGUGAACCACCCCCCCUUUAAUAUUGCUACAAUUAGGGUGGUGUUUCCAUUGAGCUUGCAAUCCUUUGUGAUGGGUUGACUAGAGCUGGCAGUGAGUGUGUUCAGCCUGUUUUCUGUCUUUGUGUCAGCCUAAUGCAAUUCUACAUCGGAGAUAUGGGGACAAGGAGCAUUUAGGGGUUUCUCUUCUAAAAGAAAACAAAGGGAUUUUGGAUCAGAAACCUUGAUUUUGUCUCUGGUCCUUUUUUUUUUAAAGCAUGUCAUUGUUUUGGUUACAAAUUAUAAAUGUGGACGUGGCUUUGCAGUGGCCCAGAUCACAGAAUUAAAUGUUGGAUCUUU
This is a messenger RNA of Xenopus laevis (African clawed frog), 2785 nucleotides long. RefSeq names its product ubiquitin conjugating enzyme E2Z S homeolog (gene ube2z.S). Gene Ontology annotation, biological process: negative regulation of apoptotic process; protein ubiquitination. Gene Ontology annotation, cellular component: cytoplasm; nucleus. Lineage: Eukaryota; Metazoa; Chordata; Amphibia; Anura; Pipidae. Gene Ontology annotation, molecular function: cysteine-type endopeptidase inhibitor activity; ubiquitin conjugating enzyme activity. The record is from RefSeq and is marked provisional.